Coccidioides posadasii C735 delta SOWgp is the source of this 1182-nucleotide messenger RNA. RefSeq lists its product as uncharacterized. The record is from RefSeq and is a predicted model, not a curated record. Gene Ontology annotation, cellular component: pre-snoRNP complex; nucleus. Lineage: Eukaryota; Fungi; Ascomycota; Eurotiomycetes; Onygenales; Onygenaceae. Gene Ontology annotation, biological process: snoRNA localization; box C/D snoRNP assembly; maturation of LSU-rRNA from tricistronic rRNA transcript (SSU-rRNA, 5.8S rRNA, LSU-rRNA).
AUGGCCGGGGCAUCUCUCUCCGAGCUAUGCACGAUCUGCCACACCCACCUUCCCAAGUACACCUGUCCACGCUGCUCAACCCGCACCUGCUCACUACCUUGCUCCAAGCGCCACAAACUCUGGUCGCAGUGCUCCGGCGUCCGCGAUCCAGCGGCCUAUCUCAAGCGGAAAGAACUCGCAACGCCCGCCGCUUUCGACAAGGAUUUCAACUUCAUCACCGAGAUCGAGCACUGCCUGGAACGCGCGGAUCGAGAUGCAGAGAAUCGAGGGAUCAUGCUGGAAGAUGAAGAGAGGAGCAAGAAGAAGAGACGGACGGGGGAGUUUACAAAGGGAGAGGCAUUGCUGAGGCGCAUCGAAGAGAGUGGGGUGGAUGUGAUAAGAGCGCCGAAGGGGAUGACGAGAAGUAGGCAGAAUAUGUCGCAGUGGCAUAAGAAGCAUAAGUGCGUGAAUUGGACAGUAGAGUGGAUCUUCCCGGACGGGCAAAAGACGAUUACUAGGUGUCUUGAGACGAUCACGAUUGGGACUGCUUUUUCGAGGACCCCUUACGCGAAGGAGCAUGACCUCGUUGAAAAAGAGCAGACAAGCAAAGCCGAGCCCAUGCGAUCAAUUCCGAGUUCAGAUUCAAAAGAAGAACCCGAGCCACGACCCGAGCUUGACGCUGGGAAAGAGAUCACUGGAGAAGCUUCUCGCGAUGGGGGAGAGCGUUCUCGUACCCUCACACCCGAGGAAUCUCUACCUCUUACCGGACAAUCAAACCCGGAACAACUGUCCACGAAGACUGAGGAUCAAAAUACCAGUACGAAUGAGAAGGGUACACCGAAAAUCAGCCCCGAAAUUCACCUUUACCUCCACCGGCCCCGAACGCGCGCCAAUAUACCAGUUCUCGUCCCCCUCCCUGCAUCAGUGACUUUAUCCGAAGCUCUCAGAGGCAGGAAGGUCCUUGAAUUUCCAACACUAUACGCCUUAUCUCUCCCUCCUGAUCAGCUCGCUGGUGGAGAAUAUAUGCUUGAAGCAGACUAUCUGGCGCAAUACGGAGCGGAGGAGAAAAUGGCAGAAGAGCAAGGGAACAGUGAUGGUCAAGGGGUCGGCCAAUAUAUGGCGGAUGAAGCCCAGAAGCUGGAAAAUGUCGACGAGUCCAAGGUCUUGGAAGUUUUGAAUAAAGAUCUAGGUGGCGAAGAGUGA